AUGGCCAGAGCGCUGGAUCUCAUCACACUCUCAGUGACUGUCGCCUUGAGCGCAUACCUCGGUCCUAUCCUUCUUAGUCACCUCGUCUCCAAAGACGUCAUCCACCAUCAUCUCACCAAUUUCAACCUAUCAUUCCUACCGACACCCCUUCAGUCACUCCUCCAGUCACCCCAAACAACAGACAAAACAUGCCCAAAACACACCUACACCACGCACCUCAUAUCCCUCGAUCCCCUCCUAAUCUACAUCCCCAACUUUGUCUCCCAAUCUGAAUCCCAGUCUCUAAUCGACCUCUCAACCCCACUCCUGGAACCAUCCCCCAUCGUCUCCCGCGGCGCCGACUCGGCCGGCUCCCAAGCCCGAACCUCCUGGAGCGCCCCCUUACCAAGCGACUCCCACCUGGUAAACUGCAUCCUCUCCCGCUCCUCUUCCUUCCUCGGCACCCUCCUCUCCCCGGGCCGCGACGAAAUGGGACCAGCCCAAGUAGUCCGCUACACGGACUCUCAAAAGUUCGACCUCCACACUGAUUGGUUCUCCCGUCCAAGGAUCACCGACGAGGACAGAGAGACGGGUAGACGGCGGCUGUACAACCGUGUUGCGACCUUUUUUGUGGUGCUGCAGAGUAAUGUGACGGAGGGGUCGGGGGAGACUUGGUUUCCGAAGGUGAGGCCGAUUACGCCUCAGGCUGGAGAGGGAGACAAGGUGUGGAGGGAGCAUGAGGACGGGGGGUUGGCUUUUAGGCCUGUUCCGGGGAAUGCGAUAUUUUGGGUGAAUUUGUUGGCGAAUGGGACGGGGGAUGCAAGGACUGCGCAUGCUGGCUUGCCGGUGAAGGGAGGAGUCAAGACGGGGAUGAAUAUUUGGCCGAGGAUGUUUUUUGGGCCUGACGCGUGA
Molecule: messenger RNA, 891 nt
Organism: Podospora pseudocomata
Lineage: Eukaryota; Fungi; Ascomycota; Sordariomycetes; Sordariales; Podosporaceae
Exons: 1
Coding region: 1-891 (296 amino acids)
Biological process (GO): peptidyl-proline hydroxylation to 4-hydroxy-L-proline
Cellular component (GO): endoplasmic reticulum
Molecular function (GO): procollagen-proline 4-dioxygenase activity; L-ascorbic acid binding; iron ion binding
Source: RefSeq, a predicted model, not a curated record